Molecule: messenger RNA, 1326 nt
Organism: Acaulospora morrowiae
Lineage: Eukaryota; Fungi; Glomeromycota; Glomeromycetes; Diversisporales; Acaulosporaceae
Source: the annotation of a GenBank genome assembly
AUGAUCAAUGGACAACAUGAAGUAAACAUACCAGGUUUAGAUAUUUAUUGUGAAGUAGACGGGAACAAGCCAUCUGAUAUUAAUUUAUUGGAAAUGUUACACUCACACGAGAAAGAAAUCAUUGAGAUUCUUCCACCCAGUGCGAUUGGAGUAGGGAUUACCUUUGAAGAUUCAUCUAAAGAUCCCUUAAUCAUUAUCUAUGUCGAAAAGUUACCCUUUGAGCUCUCCGAACAAACUAUUGAAGAUUUUUUUAAAAUAUUACAACGACCACCUGAAGAAAUAAUUAUUUGCGGCGAAAAUGGUUCCCACAAACAAGAUUGCCGUGCAAAUGAAAAUAAUAGGGACAAGGAUGUCAACAAUGGAAUUUUUGAGGUAGAAAAAAAUGAAAGUAAUGAAGACAAUAAUGAACCUAGCUCAAGCACGAGUAAUGGAAAAAACAGAGAUGGCAGUUUUGUUGAUGAAAACGGAGAAUCUAAUGGAAACGAAGAAAACGAUUUUAACAUGGGCCACGGAGAUAAUAAGGAUGAUCAUAGAAAGGAUAGUGGAUUUAAAAAAAAAAAAAACGAAGGGCAAGAAAAUAAUGAGGGAGAUGGUAAUGGGGACCACCCAAAUGACACGAAUACUAUGUUUCCUGAUAGAGCUAUUGGUGUAUAUUAUUAUGCUAAGAUCACGCUUGACGAUAUUAUAAAUCAAAUCCCCGAAAUACGUUUUAAGCUCAAAAUGUGGCACCCAGAAAAUAAGGAUUAUUGGAUAUUUGAAGUCUCUGACAUGUGUCUUUUAGGUGGGAUGAUGUUAUCUGAAAAAUUAAAAGCUCACAAUGGCAAAGGUUAUUAUCCUGUCAAAGUUAACGUUACAUUAGAAGCUCAUAAAGAAGUUCCACAAAACAAUAGCAUAUCAUUGGUGGUCUCUUUUUAUGAUCACGCAGCCACUUUAAAUAUGGGUCGAGAAAAAAAAAUUAGGGAGGAUACUUCUUCUGUUUUCCUUACUAAUACUGAUCGAGGGAUCACAAAGAUUUCGUGGAAGCACGACAUAGAAAAAAAGGAAAGCUCUAAGAUGCCAUUUCACAAUGUUUCCUUCAAAUAUGCGGAUAGACUUGUAAAAAAAUUCGUAUUAAAUACGGAACUUACUUUAGAAUAUGAUUAUCCCUUUUUGAGAUACUUACUUAGCUAUUUUUCGUCUGGCGUGAUGAUUCUUCCAAAAAAAUUUAGAUUCUUAUUUUCUAUAGUAAUAGAAAAGAAAGAAAUUCCUGAACCCGACGAUUGGAAAGACCAUAUCCAUACUAAAAUAUAUAGAAUAAAUUCGAGGACUAUUACAUUCCCAAUUUAA